GGUCAAUGUUGUCAUAAAGCGCAAUACAUUCCUGCUCGGCGCCGAGUCUUCUGACUCCGGGGAAGCCGCUGACGUCAUCAACAAAAUAGUGAAAGAAAAAAGUGCAAUUAGUCAAGGCCUCCGAUACACAGCGCAAGAAGCCUGUGUAGCACUCGACGUUGCGCGCAGCGCGUGUUGCGUCGAAACAUAUUUCGCCUGGGCCCGAUGGCCGCGCACAUCGUCCGAUGGCAAGUUGUACCUUGAUGUUCUGCUUGUCCAAAAGCGGUACAGCAUGGAUCUCUCGCUUUGGAUUGGAUCCAUCCGAACCCAAGAUGAUGGCCGUGACGCGUCGGAACAUGGACGCUUGGAGACGUCAUAUACACAAUACAAAGGAGAGCGUUUAAGGGCUGGAGCCCUUGUAGCUAAGAAGGUGCAGGAAUUGCAUGACGCUGGGUAUGCUCAUAUGGAUUUGAAGCCAGAGAAUGCCCUGAUUGAUGUUUUUCAGGUACCAUCCUCGGAAGAAAAGUUCAAUUGGCGAUCCUUUUCUUUUUCCAACAAAAUCAUAAUAAAGCUGUUCGACUUCGACACGACACUGCCGGUCAACAUGAAGCUUCCUAUUCCUGGACUCGGCUUCUUGGGCACUGUGGCAUAUGCGGAUCCGUUUAUGCUGGCGCUCGGUGCUGAGAUAGAACCACUACCACAGGAAUACACAGAAGCACGCAGAUGUGAUAUGUUCAGCUUGGGCGGACUGCGAUAUACCAUACUCAUCGUGAUGCCACCAAAGGCGAGCGAUGUCCGUAUUUUCCUUAUGAAUCAUUCUAAGCAUAAGCAUCAAGACCAUGGUAACAGGAUGGGGAUCGUCUAAUGAUGAUCAUAAUCAACAGCGUACUAAUUUUCCACUUCCAGCAUGCUGUAUGUGGCCACUUUUCGAUUCCUGAAAUACAAUACUGUCGGACCUCGUCACUUUGCUGGUCAAAAAUCGCUUCAAUGUUCCGACGGUAGCACUGGAAGGAGCCCCCAUUUUUUGCGGAGUCUGCUCGUGUUGGGGUGCUUCCAAUUUUUUGCUUUUGUCGGCUCAGGUCUUUUCUGAUCCUGAGCAUGAAAAAGCCUAGACGGUCGGGGCGUAAUAAUUGUCACACCCCCCCCCCCGCUGGUCUGUGGUUUUAGUGCAGCAAAUUUGCCGGCGUGUGAUAAUUAUUACGCCCCGAAGUUAUAGGCAUUUUGGCAACGAUUCCGACAGUAGCAAAUCGACAGAAUCGAAAAGUGGCCACAUACAGCACCAUCCAUGAUCAAGCACAUAGCGGAAGCAAGAAGUUUAUCAAGACAGCGACAGCAAGGCUAUCGCCACUACUAGCAUCAAAAUUGCGAGGCCGAGACAUCGCGAAAAAAAAGUCUGGCGAUAGUGCUGAGCUGGUCUAUGAGAUGCUGCAGAAUAAUCGACCCAAGGGAUCCAAAAGAAAAAAAGCGCAGGGGUUUGCCGCCUCUAUUUGUGACGGCGCUUGUGUAGAUUCGCGCCAGCCACAGGAUUUGGGCGACGCUGCGGAAAACGACGACGCACGAGUGUCAUCACCAUACCCGUUCACUUGGCUGACCUAUAUGCAAACUAGCUGGAAAGCCAACAUCCGGGGCCCUGGCUUACUGGUGAGCCAAUGGCAUUAGUGUUGUGUCAGCGCAGUGGUCUGGUUUGGCAGGCCCGAGCAUUUGACGGCGCCGGCCGUUGCACCUACGGCGCAUAGGUUAGCCGCGAAGCGUGUCGAUAGUCCUCGACCUUCCUGGAGAGGUUGCGCGCCAGCGCUCACAGUGCGCGACCUCCCUCGCGGUCUCGCUGGUGUUCUGGCGCCAAGACUCCGCCGGGGAAGCCAGCCGCCACUCCCGUGCGUCGGUACUCGCGGAGCACGUGCGGCGUUGGCAGUUGGCUCAUUGGCCAGAGUGCGCGACUAGCCCCCGCAUGCGGGUAGCGCUGUCUCCUCGCUAGUUUUGAACUUGCGGCCCGCGCGUGUCGGCUAUCCUGCUGGAGUCAUCUGAGCGCCCGCUCCGCCCCUUCAUGCCUUGGCAGGCUUGACCUGUCCCAGCGAGGAAGGACCGCUCCACUCACUUAUCGCUCCCUCUCCGGCACUUCCCUGCGGAGGCCCCAGCCAGGCUCCUGCGUGCUUUUUGGUGUGGGCUUGGGUCGGCGGUCUGGGGCCCGCACUCGAAACGCGUGCUGGCCUUUGCGCAAUGAUGCGCCAGGACUCCACGUCCACGCCGAGCAGCGCCUGCGCCAGCGGUUUGCGGGGGCGGCUGCUGACUCUCGCCACGCCGUCGGCCUAUGCAGAGGAGGGGCGAACUCCCAGAACGGGGGCGACGCUGUGAGAAAGCAGGCGCCCACACAGUUCAGGGUCAGGCAGCCACAGUCGGGCGCUGUUGGACUGCUGAACCGUCUGCAAGCUGGGGGCCGCGCUCGUAAAUUCCGCGCGUUUCUUGUGCUGUGUCGUGCAGUCUAGCUACCACACUCCGCUCUGACUAACCCCACACGUGCCGCGGCUUGGCGUUGUUGUCAUGCCAGUGGUUGACGACGUCGGCUGCGGUGCUUAUGACGGCUACAGACUUCCCACUGAGCUUCGUGAAAUUGUAGAGGGCUGGGGCGUUGUCGGUUAGGGCUGGCGACUGGGCUGGAGCCGCUCGCCCAGGUCUGCAGCUGGUUGGCUGCCAGCGCAGCCGCUGCAGCCUCGAGCCGAGAGCCUUGGUCUUAGCGCCUUUGCGUGGUUUUUCUUGAAGUGGGGGGGUCAAGGUUUUGCCGGUGUGGUUGGCCAUUGCGUGCCUGAUGGUGGGCUGUCUUUCUGGCUUGCUGUCUGUCGUGGCGUCUGCGAAAAGGAAGGAAGCGCAGGGGCUUGCCUAUUAAUUUGCCCAGGCUUAGGCGUUGGCUUAGUUUACCUUUGUUUUCUGCUGUCCAUCCUUUCGAUGGUGGGCUGUUGUGGUGCGGGAGGGCGCGCGUCGCUGCAGCCUCUGCUUCGCCUUCUUUUCGAAGGUGGUGCCUUUCGUCCACGCGUAACUAAAGUCGGAGCUGGGGGCUUCGGUCUUGAUAAAUUAACUAACGUCCCUAGAAGUUUUUGACUUUGAAAACGGAGAGGCUUCCUUGGGAGCGUGGGCCUGAAAGUGGUGGCUGAGUCGGCUCUGGUGCAUGGCUUGAGAGUAUGGCAAAAGUGUGGCGCCUGGUCGAGUGCAAGCGUGCGCAUGGACUUCAGGUGGGAGUGAACAUUCAUUGAAGCUCAGGAUAGACAUGCGCCAGAAAUCAGCGAGGGAGGGGCAUUUGGCAGGAGGUUCGAGAGGGGUUCGAAGCUGAGUCUUGUGAAGAGAGAGAAAACGUAGCCGGGCGGUGUGGUUUGAGGUUCGGCCUUUGUUUCUAUGCGAGACGUGUGAGGCGGAAGCAGAGAGCGCAUGGACAUAGGUGGCAACGCAGGCCCUAAAAUUAAAGCAGGGGGGUCUUAGGUAGAAGACCCAAGGGGGAUCUCGUUGGAAAGCAAUCGGCGCCGCGUGUAGUUAGUUCGUAUUUGCUAAAGUUAGUGGCUGGCGUUGUGCCGUUAGUUAAUUUAGUUUCUUAGACCGUACGAGGGGGACCCGAUGGGAUAUUUCGCAGAGUUUUUCGAGCGAAAGCUGUCCCGCCUUCUCAAACCGAGCAAGAAGAAGCAGACCGUGCUGGAGUGGACAGGAGUGAAGACGAAGGAAGACACAGGUGCGGGAAGUACUAGAGCAACAAAAGCAAAGGCAGGCCUCACCGUCUUCGAGUAGUAGUAGCACCAAGCAGGAACAGCAACAGGGAGGCGAUGGGCAUUGUGUUGGCGACUUUUGGAACCUCAGCGGGAAGGCGUCCCGCCUCCAGUAUUCUGAGGGCCAGCGUUACUCGCUGGCUGAAUUGUCCCGGGAGGGUUUUGGGGUCAUUCUUUGGAGGUGGUUGGAAGCGGGGCAGCAUGCGUCUGGCGUGGUUAUUCGGAUGGAGGCAGAUACAACUACGCGAGGGCGCCUAGUGGGUUUUGGUGGGUUGUUGAACAAUUGGAAGCAGUCGAAGUGGCUGUCGUCCGGCGCCAUUCUGUACAUCUUGGCGCCUCGUGUCAGCGUAACCAAACCAAUCGGGAUUCUGCUUCCCACGCAUCUGAUGACCUUCGGGGCAGUCUGGGGCAACAAAGUUACCCGCCUGGGCUUUGGGAUCGCUGAGAAAGUUCUUGCAGAGUAUGACGCGACCGGGAAACCCGGCCGAGGGUUCGGGCUGCAGCGUCCUCUAAUGCUCUGCGUCUGCAGCCAGCGAUACGGGCGCGCCAGGCCAUUUGAUCUGGCCAAUAGCGCAGACUCGGGAGCGAGGUGAGCUGUUGGCUUUGCUUUUUGCGGUUCGAUGCGAUGCGCAUCAGGGGCCGAUCGUCACUAUCGUAGCAACUGGCACGCUUUUGCGGCUGUGUGCGGUCAGUGGAGCGGCUUGGAAGGACAGAGGGCGCGCUUGCGCGUCAGGUCUGUCAUCGUGAACCAGGCGAAAUGCCAACAGGGUCAGGGGCUAGCUCGUGUUUUGCCUGAAUGCCUCCAGCGAUCGACUGGCGGCGGCCUCUUAUGGACUGAAGCGCCGGAGCAGUUUGGGAAGAGGCUUGGUCUAGAUAUGGAGAAGUGUGAAAGAGUUAGAGGACUACGAGCUGCAGGGGAAAACAAGGAAGCGAAAGAGGGGGGAAAAUGAGGAGGAACGAAAGGGCGGAAAGGGAAAAGGCCGGGCCCGUCCCCGGAGAAGAGGGGGGAGGAGCGGAGACAAGCAAAAAGAGAAAGAGGGGGAAGAGCACAGAGGAAAAGGGGGGGGGCGAAUUAGGGAGGGUGAGUGCCUGCCCCUGGGGAAGGUGGAGAUGACGGCGGGGGAGAGACAGGCAGGGGCCAGCCGGGUGAGGAGCGGCGGGGCGCCCAUGCUGAGAGAGUGCAGGGCGGCGAUGGGCAUGAGGAAGGGAGAACGGGGAGCAAGCGGCCAUCGGUGAAGUGUGGCCAAAGACGAGGAGGAAGGGGCGCCGCGCCAAGGGCGCCGAAAGUGAAGGGGAAGAAAGAGCCAGCGAAGGGUGGGGAGGGCUGGCACUGUAGAGCCCGCAAGGGAGAGCGGGGAAACGUGGACCCGCCAAGGGAGUACAGCUAGAGGGAUGAGCGGCGCUAGGGGUAGGGAAGAGUGCGAGAAGGGGACGGCAAGCGCACGGGCGGGGAGCUGAGGGGGAAGAGCUUGGAGACGGAGAAGGGAAGAGGCCCAAGAACAAGGGCAGGGAAGGAGACAAGGGCAAGCCCAGCCAAAGAGGAAAAAGGGCUGGACGAAAUGAGGCCAAGGGGGACGAGAUGCAGGGGCCGCGUAGGGGGGGGCCGCCCCUUGUUAGGGAAAGUUGAGAAGGCGGACGUCGGAGGCGGGCGCCGCACUUUCCUGGGGCCCCCCGGGGGGUUGGCGGUUGGAGUUUCGCGCCCUCCGUCUUUGCGGGGUCGGGUUGGGGCUUUCUAAUCUUUUGAACAGGCCAACGCCUAAACCACUAAGCCAACUGCUGUUUACUUAUCACGCUCCACGCCGUUGGCGCGCCGGUGGACGAGGGCAGAAGCUUUCUCCCUUCGCUAGCUGGGCGUGCUUCGUCGUAGGCGAGGGCAUUGUCUUCGCCGCGGUUGUUCAAAGCUGUUGCGAUCGCUUUUGUUGUCUUUUUGCCAGCGACGGGCUUGGGCGGAGAGGUGGCUUUCUGGUGGCUCUUCGAAGCUUUCGACUUCUGGGCCCAGCUGCUUUGUCGCCGUCGUCGCUUUUCUGCUCCGGCGCUUUCUUUGUGCUUCUUUUCCGCCUCUCUCUGCUUCUGCCUUGGGGUCUUCUUCGUCUUGCGCCUUGCGCUCUUCCACGCGCGCUUUGCGGACUGAAGCCCAGACUGCCUGUGUUGGCUUGCGGUCCCAGUCCGUGAGGACUUCUUAUUCGCUGCGCGUGAUGAGAUGUCUGGCGAUCGACUCUCCUUUCGCCGUGGCCGCCGGACGGGGUUUCCAGCUGGUUUCUUUGCCGGCUGCGGGCUUUCCUCCGCGAGCAGCCCGCAGCCGGCGCUUUCGUGCCACCUUCGCACCUGCCUCGGGGGUCUCUUCCUUGGUGAGACUCUUCGAGGGCCAAGGCUUUGCGGCCAGCUCUUCGCGGUAGGCCGUGAGCGAGAGUCGGGACCGCAUUGGCGUGGUUUCUGCCUCUGUGAGGGCCCCGCUUCGGUCGAUGAAGCGCGGGCCCCCCAGGUCUUUGCUGACUGUUUCCACGAGCCCCGCAUCUGGAAGCUCGCCCGCCAUUUGGCGGAGGGCGCUAGUCCAGUCCGUGGCCAGGGCGCUCAUGGCGAUUUUUUCGUCGUAGGCGUCUUUGUCCUGCAGCUGCUUCUGCAGCUUCGCAAUGGCUUCGCUCGCCAUACUCGGGCGGAGCAGAUCGCCAUAGAUCAGCUUCGCCAGGGCUUUGCCCUUCUCGUCUGUGUCUUCGUUGCUGACUGCCUGGCGUUUUGCCAGUGUGGGCAACGAGGUCGCCAGCGUCUUUCAGCGAGGUCACUGCGUUUUUUCGCUUUAUUUUGAAAUCAGAGCGCGGGGGCGCUGCUGCUUUUUUUUCUAGUGGCAGCGGGCAUUUCUAUCAUUCAGAAAGGCCUUGGACUUUUUAGGAAAGAGACGGCGCUUGCUUGAGUCCAUCGCGGUUUUGCGCCCAUGGACUAAGAGCGUGCUGCCACGGCGCGGCGCUCGUGAGGAAGCGCCUCCGCGCCUCCCCUGACGGCGCACGCGGCCAGACGCGCCACUGUGAGUCCACCUGCACCUCUCAACAGGCAGCCGCGCGCCCGCCCACUACGCGGCCGGACGGCACGUUGGCUGCCCACCGGCCCACGCGCGGGCACGUUGUCCCGCGCGCCGGUGGCCGCUCCGCACAUCCGCAUCUGCCCCGCCCGUUGCCGUUCCUCAUGUGAAGUUCCCCCCGUGGGUGUAGCAUUAACGCUCUCACCCUGCCGCGCCUGGGCCUCCCGUAGAGGCGCAGGCCGUAGUCUGCCUUCGUUCGCCGGGGCGCGCCAAUGCGCCGCCGGUGGCGCCAACUCGCGGCUGCGCUUUUGCACGACCACAAGACGGCGGGAACUUUUCAGAGCGUGCAGGCUUCUCUCGCCUACAUUAGGUCGCCAGUUAGUAUAACCACUCCCGCCGCUGGCUCCUCCAGUGCGUAGGUGCUUCAUCUAACAUCAACGACGACGGUGUUCGCACGUCCGCAGAACACAGCAUGGGGCUUUUUGGGUGGGGCUCUCAGCAGCAAGAAUGGGCAGGCCCGCAGCUCCUUGUGUCUUUCCGUUUCCUGAACAGUGCCGCCUCAAGAAGUGAAGUGGCUCGCGAAGUUUUUAACGGGUGGAGAGACGCACUAAACAAGGAACCACCCAUCACGCAUUCCAUGACAACAACGGAUGAUGAUGUGCGCCUUUACGAACACAUGACUGGCGCACUCCUCCUGCAGUGGGAGGCACAGAGGCGCAAUUUAAAGGGACUAGUUACACAAGAGCAUGACGCUUUCCACCCCCCAAAGAUCUUCUCCAAUUUGGCCAGCUGGCCUAGAUUCCAGCUCGACCUCGACGAACAAUCCCUCCGAGGAGAUGAUGUUGCUCGCUGUCAGUUCUUGACAGAAGGCCUUCAGGGUCAGGAAGAUCAUUUCGCAUCAUCUGAUGUCAUCAGCGCGAGACCGCCAUUGGAAGUGCCGCUAUUAAAAUACGUAGAAUCUCGUAACCUAAAGUCGGCGGAGAAUCCGCGUUUAGAUGGAAUACUAAAUGUUGUUGCGGAGCAGAAGCAAUACAACUAUCUUGACGGUGACGGUUCAGCUACUGUUUUUGGUUUGGGGGUAGAAAAGCGGUUCGCGCUGAAGCACGUAGUAGUAAGUCUAAAGGCUCGAAAGGGGAUGAAGCUCCGUCGGAUGAAUUUGCCAGAGCGCUGGUCCAGCUCAUCAAUCGAGGCCGAGGAGUACCACGAAUAUCUACCGGCAUCGGUCAUCGCAGCUUUACGGACCGCCUUGCAAGAUAUGUGCGUUUCGCUCCAUGUCACUAAGGUGGCGUCCGGAUGCUGUGUCCACACGUACCACGCGUUAACAUCAUUGACGCGCUCGAAUGGGCGCGAAGCGCUCCAUAUUGUGCUGGUGCAAGAGCGGCUACCUGAGCAGAAGAGGCUUGAUCAAUACAUCGGGCGGAUCGACGAACGCACCGCGCUUUCGCCUGGUAUGGAGAUUGGAGAACAGCUUUCUCAGCGGGUGCAGCAAAUUAACGAAGCCGGGUAUGCGCAUCUCGAUGUGAGGCCUGCGAACAUGAUCGUCGCGCAGGGAAAUGGACACGGGCAGGCAGUGGUAAAGCUGAUCAACUUCGGGACAGCACAGCCAGCCAGCCUGAAGCUCACGAAAAAGGUGCAGUUUAGUGGAGUGCUCCCUUGUUGGUACGUGGAUCCGAUAUGGGUAGCUAGAACAUAUUGUACUACUCAAGGAGAACUAAACUUUGGUGGAGACAUACCAGUCCCAAUGGCGGCGCAGUCCGAUAAGUGGUCUGUGGGCGUAAGUCGCCUGAGAUACAGUCUUGGAGCUCCGGAGUUGGAGCAGUUGCAAAACGUGGACACUGGCGUUUUCCCCCUUAAAAAUAAUGAAAAUUGGAGCACCUACUGCAGAUUUUGGGCCAAAAGGUUGAGUGAAAAUUUGGUGACGCUGGAAGGUGUCCUUGAUGGCGCAAUCACUACGAGAGGCGACGCAAGUUUGAAGAAUUUUGUGCUUACGACUGCGAAGCUCUUGCAUCUGGAGCCAGAAUCUCGCGAGUGGCCAGCAGAAGCUCCACCAAAAGGUCCUAGUGCAAUACAGCUGAGCUCUUCCUCCUCCGCUCUGCAGGUCUCUUUCCUGGGCGAUGUCAUUCCGGUGCGUGACAAUUCCUUCCUAGACACGUCACUGACGGAUUUUGUGGACCCUUUGGAUGAAGAUCAACCGCAUGUGCAGGAACCUGCUAGACUUUCACAAGGGUCGUCAGAAGUAUCAUCGUCUUCACCAAAAGGACCACGAGUAUCGGCAUCUUCCGGCUCAUCUUCAGACUAUGGAGCAAGAUCUUCGUCAGCAUCUACUGUGGGAGUUGUGUCAAAGCACGUACAAGAGGCAGAGACUGGCGGUCCACAGUUUCUCGCAGACGAAAAUGGGGAGAUGGGCGCGGCGUCCUUGUCGCCGUGAUUGAAGAUACAAGAAAAAUUUAUGAAUCAUGAUCUCAUGACGAAAUUGAAGACCGCCUUUUUCCUUUCUUGCAUAUCAUGGCCAUUGCUGCUCAGAAACCAAAACCAAAGCUUGCAUAUCAUUGCCAUGCACGUCUGAUUGUUUUCGUGGACUUAUCUAAUAAAUAGUAAGCACGGAAGAUAGCAAAAACUGACUUCUACAUCUAGAACUCAAAGCCCACUCUUCGAUAUAUCUGGAAUACAACUCUAACACACUUGUGAAGGCGGAGGAGGGUGU
Molecule: messenger RNA, 9442 nt
Organism: Amoebophrya sp. A25
Lineage: Eukaryota; Dinophyceae; Syndiniales; Amoebophryaceae
Source: the annotation of a GenBank genome assembly